Molecule: messenger RNA, 1125 nt
Organism: Papaver somniferum (opium poppy)
Lineage: Eukaryota; Viridiplantae; Streptophyta; Magnoliopsida; Ranunculales; Papaveraceae
Product: F-box protein At3g07870-like
Exons: 1
Coding region: 1-1125 (374 amino acids)
Molecular function (GO): protein binding
Source: RefSeq, a predicted model, not a curated record
AUGGGUAAAUUCAGUGAUCUUCCUGCAGAGAUCAUGUUAGAUAUAUUCACCCGGUUACCAACGGAAUCAGUUUUGGAUUGCAAAUCAGUUUCCAAAUCCUGGAGAAACGUUAUUCACCAUCGAUCCUUUUCUCAUAUGCACUCAAAUAUCCUGCUGAGUAAUCCUAAAUCUGUUGCUGAUUCCGGUAAGUUGAGGUUUGUCUGCAAGAUGGUUGGUGGUUCGUUAUGUUAUUUAGAAUAUGAUGAUGAGGUUUCUUCUUAUAGAUUUAAGAAAUUGGAAUUGUCACCUCCAUUUAAUUUAUACAGUAUCCUUGGUUCGUAUAACAGUUUGGUCUGUAUUAAUGGAUUACCUAGUCAUUAUACCAUGGAUGAGUCUAGUACUGCUUCUUAUGUUGCUUAUAUCUGUAAUCCAAUCACUAGAGAAAGUAUCACCCUACCAGAACUUGAUAGAUCGACAUAUUAUCAUCUUGUUUGGUUCAUGUCGUCUGUAUUUGGUUAUGUUGCUUCGACUAAUGAGUAUAAGGUUGUUAGGCUUUACACUUUCUGGAGAUCCGAAUUUGCAAAUAUUGAGGUUUAUACUCUCGGCAUUGGUAAACUAUGGAGAAAUGCAGGGAAGAUCAAAGUUUCGGAUUCUAUGUCUAGACGACAUGCUGUCUUUGUUGAUGGAUUUCUUUAUUGGAAUUUCGGAAAUGGGAGAAUGCAAGCAUUUGAUUUGGAUAAUGGAGUUUUUGUAGAAUUAAAUGAAUGUUGGAAUGGGCAUUUCUGGGGUGGGGUUUUGGGAGGUCAUUACAGUGGUACACGCUAUAGUAAAGAUGGCAAAAGUGUUGAUGUAUGGUUACUGAAGAAAAAAGAAGAUGAGUCAAUUAGCUAUAGUAAAGAGUUCAGUUUAAUCAAUAUGGAUUCGUACCCUACUCCCCUUUCUCUUACGAGUAAUGGUACAGUUUUAUGUUACUCGGAUACGAAGCUCCAUCUUCAUGACCUGAAAUCUUCUUCUUCCAAAGUGCUUGGGGAUUUUGGUAGAAGAAUACAUCCCGCAGUUCCUCAUAUGAACACUUUAGUUUCGCUGAAAGCAUUUGGAGAGGAAACCACAGAAACACUAAAGCCUGGUGAAGCAAUCAAAACUUGA